Molecule: messenger RNA, 2920 nt
Organism: Dicrocoelium dendriticum
Lineage: Eukaryota; Metazoa; Platyhelminthes; Trematoda; Plagiorchiida; Dicrocoeliidae
Source: the annotation of a GenBank genome assembly
GGUACCUUAACUUUUGAUAGGGGAUUUCGAUGGCCCAUGAGUUGAACAGGGCGGUUGCCAUCGAGAACAACCAUUUAUCGCUCAAACGCAUCCAAGAUAUGGAUACAUGAACGAGGCCAGUAAAAAGAACAAUUCGUGCGAAAAAGGACAUUGCUCUUUUUCGGAAACGCUAUUUUGUAUAUUGGGUGGCACAUGUUAAAGAGCGAUUCCGUUCCCGAUGUUCUUGUCACAUUGGAUACAUCGGACCCGGUCGAUAGCGCACUCCUUACAAUUCCUCCUAACCUGGCGAACCGUGUCCGUUGGGCAAAGGGUCAGAGCUUGGAUGAGAACACAUGGCGAUUGGUGCCCAAAAUCUAUACCACUCCAACUGUUCUGACUGCUUCUGGAGUUCAGCUGUCUCUAGACUCUCCAGCUUCCGAGCUCCUUACGAUCUGCGUGACGUUCGUUUCCCCCAAUUCCCAUUCUCAAGGCCUUGCGUUAGCUGCGCUGGUUGGUCUUAGUCGGGCUGCUCUUCUCUCCAGUAGUCUUUGGGGUUCAAGCUCAUUCGAUUUGGACCGCUCCUUGACGCUUGUUCCACUGGAACUUGGAUCGCUGGCUCAAUCAAAUCCGCCCUACUUACUCUCCAGUCCCGUUCUCGUCUCCGAACCCUUGAUGCACUCAGCUUUUUCUUCACCCUCGACCUUCUCCAUGCUCGUGACGACAUUCAGCGGCCGACUGUACAAAGUCCCCCUACCCCUGGGCCGUGAUACCUCGACUCCUGAUGUUUUAUGGAAUUUUACAGGGCAAUCUUCUGUCUCCCUAUCGUGCGUUCCAGUGGACUGCCCUCCGAAAUCCUCCUCAGCAUCCACGUCUUCUAAUUUCCUCUCCGAAUCUCGUCUGUGCUGUCUGCUGUUGGACGACUCCUCUCACCUUCGACUGAUUGACAUAAGCCCCCUAGACAAGCGUGCCAAACACCCAUCAGCCCGUCUGCGUUGGGAAUAUUCCCCGGAGCCUGGCACUGCACCGGUCGAUUCGCUCAGUCAAUUGGGCCACUCAACGCUGGUUCCCAUCGAUUGUGACAACCGACCUCACGUCACAUGUCACUUAUGGGUAGUGUACCCGACCACAGACGGUUCGGUACAUGCAGUGGACUUCAAUACUGGGACACCGGUCGAUGGUUAUCCAGUUAAGUUGUUCGUUCCUGAAAAACCGGAUUCUGGUAAUGCUUUCUCAAUGGGGUUGCGCACAUUCGCGUCUGGUCCGGGUCUUCUGUAUACCGCUCCCGAUUCCUCAUUGUGGAUGUUAUUUGCGGACACUCUCGGGUGGUUUUAUCACGUUCAGAUGCGAACCAACCCAAUUGUGUUAACCUCCGGCAAAUGUUUGUUUGGAUGUGAGAACAAACCAGACAGACGCGUUUAUCCCGUUAACACUUGGAUCACCCCCGUCCCAAUUGUCCACAAAUCCCCUUGGUCUCCGUUGCAAGGUCAGAUGGCUUUCCUGGUGACCAACACAAGUGGGCUGGGGCUGCUAACCGUAGACCGUUCGUUGGACCCUUUCACCCUCGGGCAGCCCUCUAGUCAUGGAUCAUACAAUUUCCACACUUUCGACGCCGUCUUCUUGGAUAACCGUGGCCAACCUGUCGAUGUCAUCCACAUGGAUCCCAAUCAGCAGUCUGUUCGAUACGCAUUGCGUAAUUGCCUAAGUUGGUCCAUUGCUUCAGGUCAACUUGACUACGCGGUUCGGCUGGUCGAUUCUUCAGGACUUCCCAUCUCUGACUGGUCCACACAUUCCGCACAUUCUUCUUCCAUUCAAUAUGCUCCAGACGGCAACUCAUACUGUCUUGGGACGUUAGCACUUAAUCGCCCGCAGAUGGAACUGAGAACUGUUCUCGAACCUCUGUUUCCGUCAGACGACACAGUUGGUGUAGGUUGGAAACAUUUCUGCCUUUUACUCAGCCACGGAGACUGCACCCACGAAGCAUUGCUAUGUGAGUUGCUUCGCUAUGUUCUUGGCACCCACAUCACUCGGCAUCUUGGCGUAUCCACUAACGAUUGUCAGCGUGAUGAAGCAUCCAGUUUUCACAAAUACGUUUUCAUUGCACUACAAUAUCCCGUUAAGUGGUACCAGCGAGUCGUGGAUCCGUUUCUGCGUCAAUCCGAUGAGAAGAUGGGAUGGAAGAUGAUAAAUGUUGCGGAUUUUAUGCGACAGGAGUACACAAAGACGUCGAUUGGCGAUUCUGCCACUUCUGAUUUAUCAGGCCCGAUGUCGGAUUCGUUCGGUGAUCGUGUUCUGGAAUACAUAAACACGCAAGUGAAUGAGUUUCUUGACGCAGUCCCUGCUACCACUUCAACGAUCGUAGUUGACAAUCUAAUUUGUUUGCUAGACCUUGGCCUCACUACACGCCAGUUGGAUCGUCUUCUGGUCAAGUGGAAUCGCGCUACAGAUGGACACACUCGUCUCAUUGUCGGGUGCCAUGUCGGACAGAUGUUCGAUGAUGUGGCUGCCUCAGAAACGGAACCAACCUUCGUGCAUUUCAUCCAUAUGUGCCGAGCCAGGGCAUCUAUUUUGCUGGAACUGAGGCCCUUGAGCACGGGUUACUCUCAGACGCUGGACGGCAAGCUGUCCGUGACCCAACGACACUCAACGACAAACCGAACUUCACCCCAUGUACAGAAAUCGUGUGAAUCAGUCAGGACUUUUCAUUACUAUCACGACGGGUCUCGGGCGAUAUGCUAUCCGCCGGGCACGUCAAAGCUUGUCACUUGAAUACUUGCAUACUCCUGCAGAAAAUCGAACCGGAUUCAUACCGAAGCCAGACUUUCAUAUUUUCCACUUUUGUAUCGAUAGAUGUAUGUUUUGUUUCAAUCUGCCCAUGUUUGAUUGUGGGUGAGUGUACAUUGGUUGUGUUGAACUUGUCGGAAAUGUCAAUCCCUCAGAGGAA